CAAUCAAACAUUUUAGCACAAAAAUUAAAGUACAUAAAACAUUUUCGCGAUGUCCUCGCCCUUUGAGAUAAUGUCGGCAGAUUAUGAAGAGAGACCUAGAGACAAUGGCCCUGAGGGCAUGGAGCCAGAUGGAAUCAUUGAAAGCAACUGGCAUGAGAUCGUGGACAGCUUUGAUGACAUGAACCUGCGUGAGACUCUACUCAGGGGAAUCUAUGCUUAUGGUUUUGAGAAGCCCUCUGCCAUCCAGCAAAGGGCUAUUCUUCCUUGUAUCAAGGGAUAUGAUGUCAUUGCACAGGCCCAGUCGGGCACUGGCAAGACUGCCACCUUUGCCAUCUCCAUCCUGCAGCAGAUUGACAUGGAACUGAAAGGAACUCAGGCCUUGGUCCUGGCACCCACCCGUGAACUGGCUCAGCAGAUCCAGAAAGUGAUCCUGGCUCUUGGAGACUACAUGGGUGCAACAUGCCAUGCCUGUAUUGGUGGGACCAAUGUGCGCAAUGAGGUCCAAAAGCUGCAAGCGGAGGCACCACAUAUUGUAGUAGGAACCCCGGGCCGCGUCUACGACAUGCUUAGUCGCAAGUUCCUCUCUUCAAAGUACAUUAAAAUGUUUGUGCUGGAUGAAGCCGAUGAGAUGCUGAGUCGUGGUUUUAAGGAUCAGAUCUAUGAGAUCUUCCAGAAACUUGGUACAAGCACACAGGUUGUGCUGUUGUCAGCUACAAUGCCUGCAGAGGUGCUGGAUGUCACUACUAAGUUUAUGCGAGAGCCAGUACGAAUUCUGGUAAAGAAAGAGGAGCUCACCCUUGAGGGUAUUCGGCAGUUUUACAUCAAUGUUGAAAAAGAGGAAUGGAAGCUGGACACGCUGUGUGAUCUCUACGAGACUUUGACCAUUACUCAGGCUGUGAUCUUCAUCAACACACGCCGGAAAGUGGACUGGCUCACAGAGAAGAUGCAUGCUAGGGAUUUCACUGUGUCAGCUCUGCAUGGAGAUAUGGACCAGAAGGAUCGUGACCUGAUCAUGAGGGAAUUCCGCUCCGGUUCUAGCCGUGUCCUUAUUACCACAGAUCUGCUGGCCAGAGGUAUUGAUGUCCAGCAGGUGUCUUUGGUGAUCAACUACGACUUGCCAACCAACCGGGAGAAUUACAUUCAUAGGAUUGGGAGAGGGGGCCGUUUUGGCAGGAAAGGUGUGGCUAUCAACAUGGUGACAGAAGAUGACAAGCGUACGCUGCGGGACAUCGAGACCUUCUACAACACUACCGUAGAGGAGAUGCCCAUGAAUGUGGCUGACCUGAUCUAGAGAUUUAUUAGACAUGGUCUAGAGUGCCCCUCUCUCCAGCCCCACAAUCUCUCUAUAUUCAUAUUUAAGCACUUCGGAAUGAAGUAGGGGACAUGCAUUUCCCCUCUCUUCCACAAUCGGAUACUAUUGAUUUAAUCUUCCAAAAUAUAUAUAUCUAUAAGAUACAUUUUAUAAACCCCAGAUGCUGAAUGUGCAUCUUUUUGUCUCCAUCCAUUUCUCAUAAUAAACAUUGUGAAGUAUGAGCUAGACACAGUCAUGUGCUGGCGCUCAAUUAGUCAUCUUGGGCUGCUUUUAUAGCUGGGAGUCCUAAGGGUUUUUUGGUGAGUAGCUGGACUGCAGGUUUUUUUUUUUUUUUUUUUUAACAGCUUCCAAUAUUGAUGUACUUGGUAAAAGUGUGUUGACUUUUAAAUUGACAUGAAAAGCAGUGGUAAGAGUUUUUAUUAAAAAAAUAUUUUUAUUUAGAUUUUUAUUUUUUCAGAGCCAACUACUGGAAAAUCCAAGUAGCUAUUAGUAGUAGUUAUUUGCUACACUGUUUGCUGUAAAACUAUGUACAAGAGCUAGUCAUAUACAGUACAGCCUGGAUAUACAGUAGAUAUAUGGAAGUCCUUGGUUUGAUGAACUUGACUCAAGUGAUGAAAAAAAAAAAAAGUGAGAUGGACAAAAAGUAAACCUUACAUAUUUCAGCAAUCUUGGGUUAUUUUUUUUUUUCUACAUUAAGUUAUUUGUUUUGGUGAGGGGGGACUCCAAUAAAGCAGCAGCCUAAAUUGUCA
Molecule: messenger RNA, 2061 nt
Organism: Xyrauchen texanus (razorback sucker)
Lineage: Eukaryota; Metazoa; Chordata; Actinopteri; Cypriniformes; Catostomidae
Product: eukaryotic initiation factor 4A-I-like
Exons: 11
Coding region: 50-1291 (413 amino acids)
Biological process (GO): cytoplasmic translational initiation
Cellular component (GO): cytoplasmic stress granule
Molecular function (GO): RNA helicase activity; translation initiation factor activity; ATP binding
Source: RefSeq, a predicted model, not a curated record